This is a messenger RNA of Podarcis raffonei (Aeolian wall lizard), 2922 nucleotides long. RefSeq names its product WAP, follistatin/kazal, immunoglobulin, kunitz and netrin domain containing 2 (gene WFIKKN2). Gene Ontology annotation, biological process: negative regulation of transforming growth factor beta receptor signaling pathway. The record is from RefSeq and is a predicted model, not a curated record. The transcript is spliced from 2 exons. The coding region runs from base 696 to 2420 and encodes 574 amino acids. NCBI's taxonomy places the organism in Eukaryota, Metazoa, Chordata, Lepidosauria, Squamata, Lacertidae. Gene Ontology annotation, cellular component: extracellular region. Gene Ontology annotation, molecular function: transforming growth factor beta binding; receptor antagonist activity; serine-type endopeptidase inhibitor activity.
CCAGAUCCGACGCUGAAACAUGCUAUUCCCUCCCUCCACAUUUCUUUCUUCUUUUUAAUCAGAAGUUAUAUUUAAGCUUUUAAUUGCUUCAGCCUUAUUAAGCUGCUCCUUUUAAACAAGCGGUUGCAUGUAUUUCCCUGGCAUAGGGAAAUCCCUCCGACUGUAGGUUCAUAUUAUUUAGACAAGCACUCUUUCAGAAGUAAAUGCCAUUCUUAGCAUAGGGAAGUACUUUAGGUCUAAAGGGGUUAAGAAGGCCUCCCUUCCAUUCAGAAACAUGCAGGGGUCCCACCGUGGCAGUUCCAGCCUUAAAAGUCUUUCCAGCUUUUUUUCCCCCCUUGUAACAAAUCUGUACGACUGCCACCAGGACAUAAGAAGCGUGUGCCUGUCACAGAAAUAGAGUUUACUUUUUCCAACUUGUUGUACAGAGGCAGGGUAUAAAUACAGCUAACUCUGGCUUGGACUGAGAGCCUUUUGCUUAAAAUAAGGGGGCUCCUUCCCAAGACUUUUAAUCCAACACAGUCCAGAGCAAACUACGCCAUCGAGCAAGUUGGAAAAGGAAGCCUGCAGGAACUUAAAGAAAGCAGGUGUAGUUGGGGUCCUUUGUUUUGUUUUUGCUUAAUUUUUUUUAAAAUCCAGGCACAGACACACCCAGAUCCCAAUCCAACUGUGGAUAUUUUAUCUGGAGCUGUCCUGAAAUGUCCUUUUUCACAUUCUUCACUCGAUGGAUAUGGAUGCUGUCUGGAGAGAGCCUUAUCCUAUUGCUUCUGGAGAUCCCCCUCAAAGGCACUGCCUUGCCUCCAAUACGGUACUCUCACGCUGGGAUAUGUCCAAAUGAUAUGAAUCCCAACCUCUGGGUUGACGCACAGAGCACCUGCAGGAGAGAAUGCGACACUGACCUGGAAUGUGAGACCUUUGAGAAGUGCUGCCCUAAUGUCUGCGGAACAAGGAGCUGUGUUGCAGCUCGGUACAUGGAUGUGAGAGGGAAGAAAGGACCUGUUGGGAUGCCCAAAGAGGCAACGUGUGACCGUUUCAUGUGCAUUCAGCAAGGUUCAGAGUGCGACAUCUGGGAUGGGCAGCCUGUUUGCAAAUGCAAAGACAGGUGUGAAAAAGAGCCGAGUUUUACUUGCGCAUCUGAUGGCCUCACCUAUUACAACAAAUGCUACAUGGAUGCAGAAGCAUGUACCAAAAGCAUUACACUCAACGUGGUGACUUGUCGCUACCACCUUACAUGGCCGAACACCAGCCCUAUCCCACCGGAGACCACAGCUCGCCCCACUACUGCCUACUUAGAGACAACCAUCACUGACAUCCUUCCACCUGUACUAGUCAACAACCCAGCCCAUCAGUCUGUCUACGUAGGUGAGACUGUUAGCUUUCUUUGCGAUGUCACUGGACGACCCAAGCCAGAAAUCACUUGGGAGAAGCAGACCGAGAGUAACGAGAAAAUCAUCAUGAGGCCCAACCACGUCCGGGGGAACAUCGUGGUCACAAACAUUGCCCAGCUGGUGAUCUACAACACCCAACUACAAGAUGCAGGCAUGUACACUUGCACUGCCAAAAACCUUGGCGGGAUUCUCAAGGCAGAUUUCCCACUGUCGGUCCUCAAAGGAGAAGCUACGUCAAUGGAAGAAGCCCAGAACAAAACCCACUUUCCAACGGACGAGUGUCUGAAGCAGCCGGACAGUGAAGACUGCGGGGAGGAGCAAACCCGAUGGUACUACGACGCCAAGAAAAACAACUGCUUCACUUUCAUCUACGGAAACUGCAACAGCAACCUGAACCACUUUGAGACCUAUGAAAACUGCAUGCUGACUUGCAUGAAUGGGCCGAUCAACAUCUGCAACUUGCCAGCCCUCCAAGGCCUCUGCAAAGCCUACGAGCCCCGGUGGGCGUACAACAGCUUGACGAAACAAUGCCAGUCUUUCAUAUACGGAGGCUGCGGAGGCAACGAGAAUAACUUUGAAAGCAGAGAGGCCUGCGAAGAGAUGUGCCCUUUCCCUAGGAACAUGCACUGCAAAGCCUGCAAGGCUUGCAAACCCCGCCAAAAGCUGGUGACGAGCUUCUGCAAAAGCGAUUUUGUUAUUCUUGGCCGCGUCACCGAACUGACGGAGGACCAGGACUCGGGACACGCGCUGGUGACCGUGGAGGAGAUUUUAAAGGACGAGAAAAUGGGGCUGAAAUUCUUGGGGAGGGAGCCUCUGGAAAUCACCCUUUUAAACAUGAACUGGAGCUGCCCGUGCCCCAACAUAACUGCAGCGGGCGGUCAGCUCAUCAUCAUGGGCGAUGUCCACAACGGAAUGGCUGUUUUGCAGCCAGACAGUUUUGUGGGGGCCUCCAGCAUCCGGCGUGUUCGGAAGCUUCGUGAGGUCAUCCACAAGAAAACCUGUGAGCUAUUAAAAGAGUUCUCAGGACUGCACUAAUACCCUGCUUGUAUCUUGUCAGCUUUCCAGAUUCCUGUAUUAUAUAGUGCUAACAAAAAAGGUAGGCUAGCCUGGAAACUUUUUUUUUAUUAUUAUUUUUAAGAAAAUAUCUCUGCUGAUUGAUGUUAUGUAUUACACAGAAGCUGUAUAUUAAUUCAUUAAUCAUGUGUAGUAAUGAGGCAGUAGCCUUUUUUGGGUGGGGAGGCAAGCAUUUAAAAUAGCAGCAAACCGCUAUUAGCAGAUUUGAAAAUGUAUCUGCCUGGAAGCGACCCCAGCAAUCGUCGCACAAUACCAACGCAGCUUUAACCGCGAAAGACCAAAUCUGUAACAUUCUGUUUGGUUCAGACCUAAAUCAACCUAACGAUCAUUGUUCUCAUUUGGAGUACAGAGACCUGUGUGAAAACCAGCUGAAAUGUAUCACAAACAUUUAAGUAGGCUGUAAGAGAGAGAAAGAAGUGUACAUUAUUGUCUAUAGUUAUGAUAAUUAUACCAGUUAAACCAA